CGCGCCUACAGUGGUGGAAUCGAACGUCCCCGGACGCACACAGUGUAGAGGAGAGUACGGCGCGCGCGUCUCUGGAAGGGAGAUAACGGUUUAUUUUUUGCCCCUCUCCGCUCAGACAACAAGAACAAACCAAACGUGAUUUUUAGGGGGGUUAACCGAGUCUUCUACUCACAAGGAGGAGGGAAGCGAGGGUUGGAGCCGCAAGUUUUUUUCCCCCCCUUUUUCGUUUUUUUUCUCCUUUUCACAAAAGAGGAUUCUGUGUUUCGCGGUGGUUUGUUCUUCGCUCUCGCCGCAAAGAUGAUGGUCGGAGAGGUCGAAGUGAAGGAGCGACCGAGGCCGAGUCCCGACUAUUUGAUGCAAUUAUUGAACGAGAAGAAGCUCAUGACCAGUUUGCCAAAUCUGUGCGGCAUCUUCACACACCUGGAGAGGCUUCUCGAUGAAGAAAUCAACAGAGUUCGCAAAGACAUGUACAGUGACACAGUGAAUGGCCUUGUGGACAGGCAUCCAUUGGAGCUGCCUGAGCCAAUCGGACCCAUCGUUCAUCUGCAGGAAAAACUGUUUGUGCCUGUCAAAGAGUAUCCCGACUAUAACUUUGUGGGGAGAAUCCUCGGCCCUCGGGGACUCACAGCCAAACAGUUGGAGGCAGAGACGGGAUGCAAAAUCAUGGUGCGAGGAAAGAGCUCCAUGAGAGACAAGAAAAAGGAGGAGCAGAAUAGAGGCAAGCCGAACUGGGAACACUUAAAUGAAGACCUUCACGUCCUGAUCACAGUGGAAGACACGCAGGCCAGAGCCGAGAUCAAGAUGAAGAGAGCGGUGGAGGAAGUCAAGAAGCUCCUCGUACCUGCGGCGGAGGGAGAAGACAAUUUGAAGAAAAUGCAGCUGAUGGAGCUGGCGAUUCUCAACGGAACAUACAGAGACAACAACAUCAAAACACCCACCCUUGCGUUCUCUCUUGCAGCGGCAGCAGCGGCUGCUCAGGGCCCACGUCUCAUAGCGGCCCCCGCAGGUCAAGUGUUGCCUCCCCAGGCACUCCGGCCCCCAACACCAGCUGGAGCUCCCAUCAUGAACCUCAUCCGGCCUACUCAGAUGGCUGCCAUGCUGCCCAAUGGCACUCCCACCCUGGUGCCUCCCACACCGGAAGCAGGGCUAAUCUACACAACCCCUUACGAGUACCCUUACGCCCUGGCACCCACCUCCCUACUGGAGUACCCCAUCGAGCACAGUGGGGUUCUAGGUAAGAGAGCCUGGGGAAGCAUGGGUGCAGCAGGUACAGCGGCCAACUUUAGCCAGCCUGGACAGGAGGCAAGCUUGUUUUACCCCGGAGCUGGGGUGCUGGACGCAGCUUCCAUGAGCCACAGUCAGGACUUGUUGAAAGGUGCAAUGGCUACUAAAGUGAGACGGCAUGACACGCGGGUCCAUCCUUACCAAAGGAUUGUGACCGCUGACAGAGCCCCCACCGGCAACUAACACAUGACCUUCUGACCUCUGAACUCUUCACCCAAUGACGAGCCGCCCCAAGCCUGCCUGCUGAUCAGUUAACUGGUAAUUGCCUUUUGCUAGCCUCUCGGACACAAGUGAGAGAAAGAGAGAGGCGUCUGCCCGUACAGUUAUCCUAACACGUUCUGACAAAAAAUAGAAACCAACGCAGAGUCUUCACAGAAACACAACAAAACCCCAAAAAAGUUGUGUAAUAUUCAUUUUUUCCCUUUUGUUUAUUGAGUUUAAUUCCCAUUCUUUCUCUUUCUUUUUCUUCAUGAGUCAUAUAAUGGGUGGACGUGUUUGCGGUGUUACUCAGAAAUCUGCACUGAAUUAUAUAGCAAUAAAGACCCCCACCCUGCCCACCCACCCUCCUUUAAUCACUCUGAUUUGGUGACCUCACUCGCAUGAAUCAAAGGUCAGUAUUUACUUCACGCAGCCCCUUUGGUUUCAGAGUAAUCACAUGAUUUCCCCCCAUUCCCUCCUGCAAAACCAAAUUCCCCAGCUCCCCGGCCUGCCCCGAUCCAACACCCACCUACUGGGAGAGAAAAAGAAAUAGAAGGAAAGAGAACGUACACUCGCAUUAACUCGUUUAAUUUCUGUCAUUUUCACAUGUGCCGUUGUUGAGCUCUAAGAUGUAAUUAUGAGCUGACACAUUCUGGGUGUGCCCCUCCAAACAGCUUCCUGUCUGUUUUUAAAAACGCAUGGCUGAAAUGUUUGCAAUAUGAGCUUUUUAUGAUUUGUUUGUUUUAAGUUUCCUCCGAACCUUUUUUAUUUCUCUUUUAGAUUUUGCUUUACAUUUGAGUCAUUUCCUCCAGUUAAUUUUGAUGUCUCUGUUGUUCGUUUUUGACUAAUUAGCUAAUUGACUUGCCAAAACGAGGCAGGUGGUUAUCUCUGGAAAACAACAACCACAAUCUAAUGUUUGAAGUAGGCUGCAGGAACGUAUGCAAUUAUGAAAGGCAUGAUGGGUAGGGCUAAUUUGGGCUGACGGGUCUGUAUGUUUUUAAAUACUACAGUGAAAGUAGGGUGUGCUGAGGCAUCGGGGACAUCGGAGCAGUGCUUAUUAGCUACUGGCUAUCACUGUGCCCCCAUCCACACUGCAUCCAUUAUACAGUGCCUGAUGUCUUUAACAAAAAGAUCUCAACGAUUUAACUGAGCUGUGAUUUGAAAAGACAAAAAAAAAGUAUUAUGUGUGCAUAUUUAGCCAAAGGGUUUUCCAAUGAAUUAUAUAUCUGCAAUUAUGCAUCUGUUUCACAGAGGGCUAUCUUUGUGAUUUUAGAGUUUGGAAGGGUGUGAAUUUGUGGUGCCUGUCUCCAGCCAGGCAGUCAGAUGACUUUCAGCCUAUUAGGGCUUAUGCUUCUUUUCCUGAGGAGGUGGACGCAGGCAAUUAACACUAAAUAAACAUGCUACUCAGCUGCAGUUCAUUGCUAAGGGGAAGGGCACUUUGAAGUUAUGUACAUAUAAAUGCUUCUGUCACAUUAUCUGGCUUCUAUAUUAACCAUAAUCAGCCAAACAAGUGUUUCUUUCCUUUAUGUCAUCUCACCAUUUGGCAGAUUUGUUUGGUUUUGGUGUAUUUGUUUUUUAUUUUUUAACCCUGGUUAAAUGUUUCACAUGUAGGCACCAUCUGAGCCCAUGAAAAUGAGAUGAAUCCCUUUUUUAAACUUUUAUCACUAACAAUGAACACUUUGUUUUGAACACUCGCCAGCCCAUUCAAAAGCGCAUCCACAAUGUGUCACACCUCCUAGUGAUCGUAGGUCAGCUCCUGAGCCCCACAAUCUUUUGUUUAACUCUCUCAAGAAAAAAUAGGAUGUGAAAGCCAUGCCUGCCUGUUCAAAUUGCUUUAUACAUACGUCUUAUAUAUAUAUAUAAAUAUAUAUAAAUAUAUAAAAAUGUAGAUACGUCAUUGCAUAUACAAAUACAGAAGAGAACAAAAAAUAGAUAAUUUUACAGGGUGCUGGAGAAGAGAAAAAAAAUUGAAAGUCUAUUUUUGGCAAUUUUAGCUUUUGAUACUUUACUUGCAGUUACAAAAUCUGAAAAACAUUAAAAAAAAAAGUUUUAACAGUAACGGGAGGAAACCGAAACAUAGUGGGUGGGUGAGGAAUAAGUGCUGUUACCUUGGAUAUAAUUGGAAAAGACAGACGAAGACCAAAACAGUCACAACCCGUGGAGUUAGGACGCGUCGUUUUAAAAGGAUCAAUUUAAAAGUGCCUUAUCAACAGUGGUUCGUGUGUUCUGAGUAUUCCAGUUGUGUUCAGUGAUAUCCAGCACCCACCAAGAUGGCGCAGAGAGGAGAGGGAAGUGUUACACGCUCUGAGUAGUCGAGCAGGGUAGCGCCCGCCAUAUCGUGGCGUUACCCGAGUUAUUCUAUGCAAACAGAAUAGCAGUCGUUUUGACCAGCUAAAAUAUGUGCCAUGGUUUUGUCUUCCUGAAGUUACUUUGGUUUUUUUCUUGACUUGAUUGCCCUUUACUCUGCUGUAUGAGCAGGUUUUGUUAUUUUAAGUUUUUAGUAAUCAUGAGAUAUUGUCUUGAUUUUAAUUUUUUUUUUUUUUUUCGAUGACUGUGACCUAACGUUCUCGAACAAACUGAACUGCCAAUAGCAACGCAGUCGUCCGCCAGAACAUGUUUUGAUCGUGAGCUGAGAAAAAUACAUAACGUCCAGGGGAAUAAAAUAGGAAAAAACGUCCGGGGCGUCGUCCCCGUCGGCGUCCGGUUGCUUGUUUCAACAGCUGGGAACUAAAAGCAUCCAGCGUGCGUUGCUCGCCGUCAAUACAAUCACGCGAUUUAUAAUUGACAAAUGAAACACUCGAUAAUGAAACAAGCAACUCUAUUUCACAGCCAAACAGUUUCCAGUUAUUGAAACAACUGACAGUUUAUUGCUGGAAGGUGAAGUAAACUCAUCAUAUUAAAUUGAGGAAUUUUUAGAUCCGAUAUUACCCUUGGCAGUUUGUUUUGCUAGUCAUAGCUCUUUCAUCAUGCUGUUACGCCGAAAGGUCAAUGAAUUUUUCUUUCAGUGUUAUUAUUUUAAAUUGAAAUGCAAUAUUAAAGCGGAGCAAGUGAUGGCUAUUCAGCAUUUGACAGUAUUAAAUCUCCUUCUGCAAUGUUACAACUUGCUGUGUCAUUGUGAAAGGCUGGAUAAGUCCAUCAGGUGAAAGGUUGACUCUAUACCUACCGUAUUCUCUCUGGCCUGCCUACUACAUGUAUGAUAAUGUAAUUAACAGCCAUUGUUACAGGUUUAUAAUGUAUUUUUCUAAUCUCAUUUUAUAUGUAUAUUAAUCAUGUUUCUGAGUGCUACUUUAUUUUUAUUUUUAAAUCAGACCCACUACUUUUGUUCCUCCCCUCUCUUCCUCCCACUUCCUCUUUUACAUCUUGAAAGCUGUCUCUCGUGGGGAGUGUUGCCUUUUCCCUGUUUAUAUUUUGAUUUGUUUUCUUGCCAAUUCCCAGCUUGUUUAACUCAUUAGCUACUUUAUUAGUUUGUCAUAAGUAUUUUUACAUGCUUGCAUUUAGUUUUCAUGGUGUAUGCUGUUAUUUUUCUUAUUAACCUCUUGGCAUUUAUUUUAAUAAAACAUUCUUAGUAAGAAUUUUACUAACUUGCUGAUAUUUUGUCUUGUGUUUUUAACCAGUUUCAUGAAUGUAUGACCUUGGUCUGGUUCACGGACUAACAUAAUUAAAACUGGUGUCUGGCCUCCACUCACUCGUUCAUAAGGGCACUACAUAAACAAACACUAUUGGACUGUGCACAUACAGUCUGACCACACGCGACCUAACUGGAACCUGCACGAGUUGAUGAGCGUCGCUCACCCCCCCCACCCCCGCCCCCCCACCCCCCGCUCAUGCACUCUCGCCCCCGCGCUGCAGAAAACCUGCUGACUUCUUCGCUCUCGUCCUCCGCCGCCGCCGCUGACGUCUCCUCUUAGCGCUCCCGUCUCUGUCACUGUGCGGCGGCGGCUCGUAGUUGCACGCUGCCUUGGCGAAUGGUUAAUUUAUGGCCCAAGCUUCUCCUGAACAGAGCACGUGCUGAUUAAAAGUCAUUCGUCUGGUCACGCGGUGCUCUCACAUCCACAAACAACUAAUCCCUAAAGCUCAAACACAGUUGUCCUCUGUUUCAGCCAUUAGUUAGUGCAGGACUAGUGCUAAUCUCUAUACAAAUACUGCAUAUUCGUCAUCUCAUAAGAAUUACCUUUACUGUGAAUUAUGAGGCGACCAUCUCAGAUGCAGCAGCUUAUUUAACUGCAGCUGACUUCCUGGUGGUUCUAGUGCCUGGGUAGCAGCAGCUUCUGCCUGCUGGCUGAGCAGCUCUCUCUCUCCAGCCUAUUGAUACUGGGGCUUGAACGCGCCAGAACGCCAAACCAAUAUGAAGAACUGUGGGAUCAAAGCGUCCUGACUAUUGCCAGUAGUGGAAGCUAGUGUUUGUCCUUUGGGAGACGUCCUCACAGCGUCUGUUCUCUCAGUGCUGCUGUUUCAGUCGCGGGUUCUGGCGUCUGUCCGGCUUUCUUCCUCCUCCACUAAUUCAAGGUAUUGACACUGACACACCAGCGAAACAUUAACUGCAUUAAUGCUGAUUAUUACUUUAACCCACUGAGUGAUACCUCCAGCUUUUUCCUCUUUUUUUUUUUUCAAAUCUGCACAACAAACACAACUUUGGCUUUAACCGCUUCUCUCCGUGACUCGACGAGCAACAGACAAGAAUUAAAACUUAACAUUUCUCUCAUCUCUAACAUUGUGUCUUUGAUCUCAAACCGGGUGUUUUGCCAAUAACGCCUUCUUAUACACCAGCGACUAGGGACUGAUUGAAUUAGUGUCGGUGGGGCUUUUCUCUCAUUUUGAGCCCAUUUAUUUAUUACUGUAACGUUGACCUGUAGUGGUUCUGACUGAUUCCUACGUGCCACAAGGUGCUGAAAUCCGUCCAGCCAGCGUUCCACUUAUGCAUGGAGUUAUUUUGCAGAGCACAAUGUGUUUUGAACACUGCCUAAAUUCUUGCAUCUCUGAGCUACAAAGUGCCUUUUUUUCCAACCAUUGGGAAAUUAUACAGUACAUUUUUGUACUUUUAUCUUUCAAGUGCCAAUUUCCUGUCUGAGCCAAAGGCUUUGCUGUUUUUGUUUUUCUUUCUCAACCAAGUGCCCACGUUUCCCCCUCAGUACAAUGUACAUACACUCUGAAAUGGGGAAAGAAUGACCAAAGUGGGGGAUUUGGUCGCAGCUGUUUCCCACCAUUAAACUUUGGCUUAAUGGGUCCUGUUUUCGAUUUGAGCCACUGAGAACCGUCAUUUCCUUCUGAUUGGACCACAGCGUGCGCCAGGCAGCUGUUUGCGGACCGCUGCGACUGGUGGCCAAGUUCUCGGUGCCGCUCCAAAUCCGCGGCAGGGCUUUCGGUGUAUCUAUCUACUAACUACCUUUCACCUGUCCGUCUGUUCUGUUUAACCAACAUUCCUCCAGUGAGUUAAACGGCAGGUUAACUGGUCAGUGUUGAUCUCAGUAACGUAGCACUCAGGUGGUUAAAGGGCAAACGCUACCAAAACACACACAGACUAAUUUAGCCCCACUGGAUUUUUGUGUUUUUUCACUGUAUUUAAUUUGCAUUAGACCUAUAAUACUUCUUUCCUAAAAGUAUCCUAGUAUGAUAUAUACUGUAAGUUCCUCAUCCAUUUAGUGGUGCACUAGAUUUGUUUCUGUUUUUGUGGACUUGUACGUUUUUAUGUGAUGUAGCCUUUAUUUUAUGUUGUUUCCUUGUUUUCUAGAGGGUUAGACUGAGAUUUUUUUAAUAGGGUGUAAAAACAUGUAAUGCCAGUUUUUGUUGCUCACACCAAAACAAAAAAAAAGGAAAACAAAUGUCAUGUGUGCAAUAAAGAACCAUAUUUACAAGCUUC
This is a messenger RNA of Betta splendens (Siamese fighting fish), 7339 nucleotides long. It is a transcript of the gene qkia, whose product is annotated as QKI, KH domain containing, RNA binding a. Gene Ontology annotation, molecular function: mRNA binding. The transcript has 8 exons. Lineage: Eukaryota; Metazoa; Chordata; Actinopteri; Anabantiformes; Osphronemidae. Gene Ontology annotation, biological process: regulation of mRNA splicing, via spliceosome. Gene Ontology annotation, cellular component: nucleus. The coding region runs from base 298 to 1467 and encodes 389 amino acids. The record is from RefSeq and is a predicted model, not a curated record.